AUUGUCAACGCUCUAAUGCCCUUCGGCCCGAGAUCUAUUUUAGCAUCACCAUGGAUACUUGUAGGUUUGGCGGUGACGGUUGGGAGUGACAGGCCAGCGCUAGGUGGCUGCUUGGUGAGGUGACGUCACGGGGGCGGGAUCUUGUGGCGGGAAAGGAGGUUCUGGUGCGCGCUCGCGCGGGCCCAGCAGAAAAUGGCGGCGAGUCUGUGUAAGAGCCAGCAAUGUUCCAUCGAGAGGCGCGGUUUUCGUCAGGAACUUGACUCGUGGCGGCACAAGCUUAUUCACUGUGUAGGUUUUGAGAGCAUUUUAGAAGGGCUGUUUGGACCUGGGUUAUUGAACGAUAUCAGCAUAUAUAAAGACUGUGAACCAGCAGGUGUAUGUGAUUGGUCCUUUGAUGAAAACUGCCUUUUCUGCUGCUUGAGAAGAGAAAAAGUCAAGGAACACUUGGCUGAUUUGCAUAAGCCAGUGACUGAUGUGGAGCCAGACAAUUUACUUAAACACGAAAAGUUGAAAAUUAUUCGGCUAGAGAAACAAGCUGAAGAGUUCAUCAAUGCUGUCUUUUAUAAGAAAGAUACUCCUAGGGUCUCGGACCCCAGUAUUCCUUUAGUUGCUCGUGAGAUCAUGCAGCGAAUGAUACGACAGUUUGCUGCUGAAUAUACCUCAAAAAAUAGCUGUACUCAGGACUCCAGUCAGCCCAACAGCACAAAUAACCAAAGCUUGCAGACUCCAUCACCUGGACAGACCUCUCCUCCCCCUGCAACUACUCAGAACCCAGUGCUAAGCAAGCUUCUGAUGGCUGACCAAGAUUCUCCACUGGACCUUACUGUUAAAAAGUCCCUUUCUGAAGAUGCUUGUGAGCAAGAAGAGGGAGUGCUGGACCUAUCCACUAAGAAAAGCCCUCGUUCUGGAAGCACGACUUCAAGCACUUCUCCAAGUACCUCAAAUGCUAUAGGGAAUGGCAUUUCAAGUACAGAAAAAGUCAGAAAUCCCAACGCGACAAGCUUAACACUGGAAAAUUUCAUGGUUAAACUGUGUACUCCCCACCAAAAACAGUUUAUCAAUGUGUUAAACAAUAUCUGCACUGAAGACUCGUCUAAUCAAGAAAAUAGUACUAUUGUUUCUGAUCAGCAGAACCUUGAGUUAGACGGUAAAGAAUAUACCAAAACCAUAUUUGACCCCUCAUUGUUGCACCUCAACAAGUUAGUUUGUCAUACACCUGCAAAUUCACCUACAGAUUUGGACAUUAAAGAUAAUGCUACAGACUAUGCAGGUAACCAAGCUUUCCUUGGUCUGGUUCCGGAGUUUUUAACUGCAACAGAGAGACCGUCCCCUGUUUGCUGUUCAGUUACUAAAUGCACACUUUUAAACUGCUCAUUCCUGUCCACUGACCAUGGAGAACAAACUACAGAAAAAAAACUUGUUUUAUGCAUGAAAACAUCGGAAGAACAGUAUAAAAUUCACAAUAUGAUCUGCCAAACUAAUCUCAAUGAAAGCUGUUUUGCGCCUCAAACUCUUUUACUGAAAGACUUAUCAGAUAAUACUCAAGAUUCUGAGUUUGAUUCAGUCAUUCCUAAAAUAUCAGUCAAAGAAAACGCUCCUCAAGCUAGUCCCAAAUCCUUUCUUCUGCAUACAGUGGAGAGCGACUGUAAGUUAAAGCAAGCCACUUCCGAAAAUACUGCAGAUUCAAGCAAAGAUGCCAACUGUUUAAAAAAUGAUGAUAUAAAUUCACUGGAAUGUUGUCAUCAUAGGUCUGAUUUUUUGCCAUCUUCAUGCAAAAAUGGUUUACAAGAGAAUAUCAAGCCAUGCACAUCAAAUAAAAAAUAUGAAAGAUUAUCUUCUGAGCAAGUGAGUAGUGAUGACCAAAAUGACCUAGUUUACAUAAAUCAUCCAGUAUGUGAAGCAAGACUGGAAAAUCAAAACUCUGCUUUGUAUACAGGGAGAGCAGAACAAUAUAGCUCUGUUCUACACUGUGCUGCUGGUGUAGGAAUUCCAGAGGCAUUAUCACUUGCAAGUAACAAAGAAUUGAAAGAACUAAAUGAACCAUUAAAUACUAUUCCCCUGGCUGAUCCAUCUAGUAAAAAAAACCUGGAAAACCAACUUGAACCACAGGCUAUAGACUCUUCUUGUGGCAACUUGAAUAUUAUGGCAUUAGGAGAAAAUUGUCUUAGUCCAAAUACUCUAAGCAAUUUGUCAGCUAGAGAUUUUGGUGAAGAAAUGAUUCAGUGUGUAAAUGAAGGUGUUGAAAGUUGUACAGAUUUUGAUCUCGUCAUUACACCUGGUCUUAUGUGUAAUGCGCAUAAGAGCAUUGCUUAUGAAAAUGUUCCUGUUAUAGUAAUUCCGAAACCUUUUUCAGUAGAUGUGAAUAAUUCAACAUCUUCAGAAAAUCUACCUGUUUUUAACACUGCGAUUGAAGAACCUCAACCAUCCACAGAUGAGUCUGUGUCCCUCGCUUGUUGCAAUGAUAUUCAGAAUAAUAAUCUCUUCCCUCCCAUUUGCUGCUCAAACCUAGAACAUUCUGGGAAUUUGUUUCAAUGUGUAACGUUUUCAGUAGAAGGGCCUGGUAGUGAGUAUUGCACAGACACUGCCAAUGUAUCUUCAUUUUGCAAGGGUGACCUGGGAAUGCCUGAGAUACAUGUAGAAAAAUGCUCCGUUCUUAAAAAUGUAGGUACUUCAGAACUAUUACAAAAAACAGUAGAAUGCUCAGCCUUUCCUAAUAUUAAAGGAAUGCAUGCGUUUAGUUGUAAGCACAUUGACGGUAAUUCAGUAAUGGGGACCAGAGCUGGAAGCCUUGUAGAGUCUGCAUUAAUAAGUGAGAGUGAACGUUUUAGUUCAGAUUUUUCAGGCAGUUUAGAGAUAGAAAGAGAAUAUUUAUCUGAAGGGAAUAGAAUAGAUCAUGAUAAUUUUCUAAGUACAACAAAUAAAGAAGUUGAAGAUAAAUGUCCAGAUAUGUUAGAAUCUUUUCAAGUAAAACUAAGAUGUUCAACUGCAGCAAAUAAUUUAGAUGAAAGUUCUAUGAUUAUUUCCAUUAAGGAAAAUAUUCCGAGUCUAUUGUCUAGCAGUGCUGAACAUUCUGUCACUGGUUCAGAAAAAGAAACUGCAAUUGAAGAGGGGCAGAAUUGUGAGGUCACUACAUUUUCCAAUGAAAACUCCUGGCUUUUAAAGAGUUUAAAUGAAGAGAAAACAAUAAACACAUACAAUCUAAAACCAGAAUAUUCUUUCAAUGAUAAAAUAUCUUCUAUGUCAUUAAAAAAGAAAUCCAAAAAAGUUCCAGUCCCAUCUGACAGAUGUCUAAGAAGUCGGCAUACGCAAGAAUCCAUAAAAAACUGCAUAUCUGAUGAUACAAUUACAGAUACACUGCAAAAUCCAAAUCUUCAGAUUUAUGUAUCCAUGCUUCCAGGUACAAAUAAUUUAGAGAGGAUCGUAGAGGUUAGAAGUAAAACAAAAUUAAAAUCCAACCUAAACUCCCAUCAGAAUUUUAUACAAAAUCUUUGUGAGAAAACCAUUGACAAUUCUAUAUGUGAGAAAAAUGAUUCAGCGCUUAUUUUAAGAAACUCCCCAGCUAAAGAAAUGGAUGUUUAUUCUGACAACUGUUUAUCCAAUAAAAUCUCUCUCAGAUGUAAGCAGAAAGAAAAAGUUAAAAUAUGUGUUAAUGUAGAUUCCAAAGAAAGGAGAGUGUAUUUUCCCUCAGAAACUAAUCAUUUGAUAAGCACAGAUGAUAAAGGUGGUACAGAUCUGAAAGUUGAUACACAGAAGUUAACAGCUACCUCACACUCAUUCAGGGCAAGGAAGGAAAACAAACACAGGGCAAAACAAUGGAAAAAUAAAAGUAUGGCUUUAUGGAAUUGUAGUUCAGCACCUUUGUCAUUGGAAGAUGCAAAUAAACAGCCUAACAGAAAAAUUAAGGCCCAGCAUACUGGCCAACAGUCACAGGGUUCUUUGAAUGCCGUCAGCUUAAAUGAUACAGCUAUUCCAAAUAAAUCAAAAUUUGUUGAAUGGUGUUCAGAAGAGGAAAAUCAGGAACUGAUAGCCAAUUUUAACAACAAGUAUAUGUCGAUUCACAAGAGCUGGAUUCCACUUGAAAAGGAAACCCCAAAUGUACAAAAAUCUAAAAAUAAAUCUGACAAAUUGAAAGAAAUCUGGAAAACAAAGAAAAGGUUACGUAAAAACAGAAGCACACAAGAAUCUCAAAAAUGUUCUGCUAUGCAAAUAUUAUUUCUGAGUACUCUUAAUUUUUCAGAGACUUGUAAAUAUUUUUUGGAAACAACAGAGACAAGAUCUUUAGUGAUUGUAAAAAAAGUGAACACUCGUCUUCCUGAAGAUCUUCCUUUACCUAUAUUCCCUAUGUCAAAGUACCCAUCUUCCAUCUCUUAUCAUCAUACUUUACAAGCAGAACGUUUGAAAAAACACCUUAAAAAAUUUGCUUCUGUUUUUCCUACUCGUAAUAAUCACAAGACAAAAGAAGCUCUCGUUAAUUUAAUUCAAAAUAAAGAAUUGCAGCAUGGUAUAUCUGGUUUCGUUGGCAAAGGAGAAUGUAAUGACAAACAAAAACUUGCAAUCAAAAGUGAAAAGUCAUUAGUUCACUUAAAUAGCACUGUUUGGGCCCAAGGAAAAAAGUGCAACAGUGUGCAUGGAAAGUUACAACACCAGGCCUUGUCUGUACCGUAUGCAAAAAGUAAACAUGGAGUAGAUAUUAAAGAAAGCAAUCCAAAUUCUAAAACAAGCAACAGAAAGGGCAUAGAUGCCAAAUUAUCCCUGGAGGUUAAAAGAGAGUUGCCUAAACACAAAACUGCUGACAAACAAAGAGGUCAGAAACGUUCUAAAGAAGACCUGAUAAAAUCUGGAGCACAUUUAACAAAGAAGAGGAAGACUGAAGUAAAAUGCAGUGCCGAAAAUAUGUUAAUCAGUUACAGUAAGCUUUCAUUACGAGCAAAAAAAGUAAUAAAGGUUAAAUUAGACUCUGAUGUCAGUGUUCACAACAAGCAAAUGGCAAAUAAAAUUGGUAGGUCAUCAACGAAUGGGUGUCUGAAAAAUAAGAAAGCAGCAGCAAAAAAAGUUUCAGCUAAAGUUCAACUUGUGGGCUUUACAAGUUCAGCUAAAACUAGCAAAAUAAAAUCAACAAAACGAAAACAUUUUCUGUCUAAAGUAACAAAAGAGACAAUAACAGCAUCACAGAUUAAAAGGACUGCUGAAAAGAUGCUUACUAGAUCUUUGAGUAAAGGAGGUUCUGUGCCCCCACAACAAAAAAAGAAAUCAAGAGUCAAAACGGGACUCUACUAAACAUAUCAAGAGAGAUUCAUUUCAGGUUAAAUAAAUGCUGUAGUGUAGUCAUAUUUUGCAUAAAUUAAAUGGUUUUAUAAGCUAUAGCAAUUCUUUAGAGAAUGGGCAAAUCAAUUUUAAGAAGUACUGUUGCUAAUACGCAAGUUGCUCUCAUAUAUUAAAUGUGUUUUUGGAUAUAUUUUCAGAUAUAUUUGUUUUCAUACGUUGGCAGGACUUAAAAAUACUUUGAAUUGAAUAUUAUUUUUGAAUCAUCUGCUAAUUUUAUUUUUCUGCCUCGCUUUUGGGACACAUUGUAAACAUUUUGAAUAGAAAUUUGGGGUCAGAUUUAUCAAAGGUCAAGGUGAAUUUUUGAAUUGAAAAAAUUCGAGUUUCAAGCUUUUUUUUCGUUUUGUACUAUUCGAAUUCGGCCGAAUACAGAACAAUUUGAUCGAAAACAGACCUUUUCGGCCAAAAAAAACUUCAACUUGGUGGGUUUUUUAGAAUUUGAAUUUCAAAGUUUUUCAAAUUCGAAAUUCGACCCAUGAUAAAUAUGCCCCUUACUGUGUAAACUUGAGUGCAGAAAAUCAGCCGUGGUGCUUUUUGGAAAGCUGUGAAUCUCACAUUGUAGGUUUUGUUGAAAUGGAGCACCUGCAUGCAGACUCCUGUGGAUGCAAUAAAUGUUAUUUAUUCAAGAACAACCUGUAUUUUCCAGUUUCCAGUUCAUGUGGCUAUAUAGGGAACCUGCUGCUCAACUUCAGAAUAAGUAGAGAGCCAUUUCCAGUUCAUGUGGCUAUAUUGGGAACCUGCUGCUCAACUUCAGAAUAAGUAGAGAGCCAUUUUAAUAUUUGGUUGGAUAUUUUUGGUGCUGAAAAAUUAACUUAUUGAGUUUCAUUUUUGAACAGAGAAUGUCAUUAAAUUACAGUGCCUUAUUUAUCAUUUGUUUUAUUUUUUUGUUUAGUUGAGUUGAACUGUGUGUGUUGUACAGAGGAGCCUGUCUUUUCAAAAUAACAUGCUUGGUAUUAGAUAUUGCAUGCUACACCACUAAGCUGUCAAUCUACACCAAUUCACCCAUGUCCAGAGACAGAGAGCAAACAGCUAAUCUGCUUCUGAAAGUGUAUAUAGUAAUACUUGGAAUACAAGAUAUUUUUUUUUGUUUUGCUACCUAAAAGAAAAAAGUAAUUUACUUGAUUGUGUUACCCCAUGUGCACCAAAGAUUUUUGGAUUCUCAUACAAAAUGAUUGCAUUGCUAUUUUAGAAAAUAACUUUUUACUUGUUCUCAUUAUAAGUCUGUUAUCUGGCACAGAUGGGAAGGAAAUUAAUGUAAUUUCACAAAGGAAAAUACAUUUCUGGUGCCCAACCUAUUUGGAGGUGGUGUAUGCUGGUGUCUCAGGUCCCUUUUCGGCGGCAAUACAAUUUUGAAAAAUGUUGAAUGAUCCGUUCUUUAAUGUCAUUUAUUUGUGAUGCACAAUAUAGGUCACAAUAUCUAUUUAUAGAAAAUGCCUUGUUUGCACUCAUUUAACCUUUAAUUUGCACAAUGAAACUGGUUACUGAAACACUGCAAAUCAUUCCUUAUAAUGGUGUUAAUUCCCUGUUGAUAGUUUAAAACAUUUAAGGGCUAAUUUAUUAAAGGAUUUAAAACAUUACAAUGCUAACUCACAAUUCAGCAUUCCAAAAUACUGUUCCAAAAUACCAGCUUAAUUGUGCCAGCUACAAUCAGGUACAAAAUUACUGCCGGUCACAAAUAUUUUUACAGUUGUGGAUUGUAAAUGAGCCUUUUAGUCGAAUAUCUCAUCUGAAAAUGUGGGUGUUUUUUUAAUACCAUUUCAAUGUGUUUCAAAGGUUGAAUAUUUGCUGUAACUUUUUGAUCAGGAUGUAUUGGACCCAUAAAGAAAAUUUAAAACCCAUGCAUUAAACUUCAAAUUUUAAUGAACACUGCACUGGGUGUUAGAUUGGAAGGUUUUUAUAUUGUUCCUUUGCUUUUACAAAGCAAAUUGAAUUAAACAUUUUUUGCAAGCCUUGUUUGCACUUGACUGAAGAUCUGAUUUUGUACUUUUAAAGAAAACAACUUUUAUAUGAAUGUUUUUAAGCAACUGUUGAUUUGUGUGCUCAAGGAUUGUGUAUUUUACAACUAAAUGUUAUCAUUGGAGGUACAGAAAUGGGAUCCAUUAUUCAGAAAGCUCUAAAUUACAGGAAGGCCAUCUCCCACAGACUCCAUUUGAAUCAAAUAACUCAAAUUCUUCUUGUCCCUUUUCCUGUAAUAAUAAGACCGUAACUUGUACUUGAUCCCAGUUAAGAUAUAAGUAAUGCUUACUGGAGGCAAAACAAUUCUAUUGGGUUUAAUAAAUAUUUAAAUAUUUUAAAUUUCUUUUUUAUUAGUCAUACGGUAUGGCGAUGCAGAUUAUGGAAAGCCCCCUUAUCUGAAAACCCCCAGGUCCCCAAGCAUUCUGAAUAUCAGGUCCCAUACCUGUAUUGGAAAUCAAAUGAAAAUGGACAUUCCAAAAUUAGAGAAAUUUUCUGAAGCCAUAUCUUGAUUCUUUUUAAGUAUUUUACAGCAUUACAUAUUAGGUGGAAACCUUAUACCGAGUUGUCAUUUGUAUUGUAUUUAUAACAAACACAACAAAUUUGCACAUCAUUCAUUUUGUAUUAAUGUACCAGAAAAAAAUGACUAGUAAGUGCCUGAAGCAGCACCUUUAAUUCAGUCAACUGAUACUACCUAUAAUGGCAUUAAAUGUGAGCAAGCAAUAACCCUCAUGUAUAUGGUAUCGAUAGGGCUUCUGCUAGUUUACUUCCACAAUGUAUGCAUGUACUGUAAAAUUCCCAUUUUUCAUAUAACAAGUCUUCUUCAUAGCUGGGUUGUAAAAAAAAUAAAAUCACUUUUAAAGAUGCAGGUCUCACUAAGAUUUAUUUUCUUAAUGUGGACCUUUUUAUUCACAAUACAGUAUCGGAAUUGCCACAGCCAUUUUCUUUGGAAUGUCUACUAAAAAAUUGUUUACAGAACUGUCUUUGGAAAUUAUUUCCUUAAUGAAAUGCAACCAUCCAGCAAAAUGUAUACACCAUAAUAAUGUCUUUUUGGUAUUUUUAAAAAAAAACAAAAAAAAAACAUAUUUUAAAAUAUAGCCUCUUUGUCUAGUGAUUUUUCCACUGUUGUGCUUUCAGGGAUGUCUAAUAACCCUGUGAAGACAGAUAAGCAGACGGUACUGUGUAUAGUGAUACAUUUAUCCCCAAAAUUCUAGAAGAAAACAACCCGCUCAAGUAAAACCUUCUCAGUUCCUGUAUACAGCAACAAAUGAAUACAUUCCAUUAUACUUAAACUGUACAGGCUAGAUUGUAGGCUAUUGGCGUUCUUCCAGUAAUCAAACCCAUUAGUGCCCAUGAUUUUUAUGGUGCCGGUUUUUUUUUAUAUAAAUUACACUGUUUACUCUGCAAAUAAUUCACUCUACCAUGUAAAAUUUCAUUCCUAACCCAACAAGUGUAUAUUUUUAUAGUUGUAAUAUUGGAGUAUAGGUAGCCAUCUUAGGUCAUUUUGCCUGGCCGUGUGCUUUCAGAAAGAGCCAGUGCUGCACUAUGGGACUGCUUUCUGACAUGCUAUUGUUUCUCCUACUGAAGGAGGUUACAGUAGGACAUUGAUUUUUACUAAUGAGUGCUGUUCUUAUAUCUACCAGGGAGCUGUUAUCUGGUUACCUUCCCAUUGUUCUGUUGUUAGGCUGCUGGAAGGGGGGGGUGGAUAUCACUCCAACUUGCUGUGCAGCAGUAAAGAGUGACUGAAGUUUAUCAGCAGAAAUCACAUGACUGGGGGUACCUGGGAAACUGACAAUAUGUCUAGCCCCAUGUCAGAUUUCAAAAUUCAAUAGAAAAAAAUCAGUUUGCUCUUUUGAAAAACUGAUUUCAGUGCAGAAGUCUGCUGGAGCAGCACCAUUAACAGAUGAGUUUUCUGGAAACUGGAUAUAAAAUAUUAAUAUUGUGUUCUGUGCUUAUUGGACAUUUUGUAUUUUUAUGCUGACAAUAUGACUGUCUUUUCUUUAGCUUUUUGUUUUCAUCCACAGUUGUUCCCAGCAGGCACUGUCUGGCCAUACACUAUAAGAUCCACUUGUUUAACAAGGUCACCAUGAAUGGAUCUUUUCCACCGAUUUGCCCACCCAGGAUGAUAUAAGGCAUCAAUCUGAUUGUUGGCCCUAUGGCCAAACGAUCGGAUUUCAACCAUGGGAAUAGGAGCUGUUGGAGUGAGGGCCACAUCAACUAGUCGAUUUGGUUGAAAGCUGGCCGAUUGGGGAGGUCCCCAAACACAGGCAGAUGAACUGCAGAAUCGGGCUAAAGGGCCUGAAUCGGCAGAUUAAUUCUGCCCGUUUAUGGCCACCUUUACUGUGCUUUCAUAACCUUAAAAAAAAACCUUGUUUUUUAGGAUACACCAAAGCUGCAGUUUUUUUCAUUAGUGUCAUCAAGCAGUCUGCUCUCUUAAAAGAAAAAUCUGUCAAGCUACAGUACAGGUUUCAAAUCUAAAAACUGCAGAACUUCUGAUUCUUUGUUUUAUUCAACAAAAUUAAACAUAUUCAGUGCUGUAAAUAUAUAAUAAUAUUGCCUAUCACUUGCAUGUACUAGUUCUGUGUUACUCUUAUUGUCCUCUGCAUAUUGUGUUUCAUUGCAUUAAACUGCUUUGGUUGUAACAUAUUUAAUAGUGAGAAAUGGGUCACUGUACAUAGAUUCAGUAGGACCUUUUUAUACAAUCGACAGGAACAUUUUUGCAACACUUGCUUAUAUGGACAUACAAAUAGAAUAUAUACUUUCAUAACAAAGUUAUUAGUAUUUUUCCUUAGACUUGAAAAUGCUAAUCAUGGCUAUGAUCAUAAAUCCAAUACAUACUGCCAGUCAGUAAUAAAAGCAUUUGCAUGGGGAGCAAAUUUGUGAUUUAUUAUACAAGAAGCAGAACCUUCUCUUCGUUCACUGAUUACCAGUUUUAUUAUCUUUGACAUGCAUCUACAAGCUUGUCUAAAAUCACUGAUGACUUUGUUUAUUGUUGUGCUAAAAAAUGGCAAAGAAACAGUGUACUUUUUCAGGGAAAGGUUUCUCUCUGGUAUUUUUGUACUGCAGUGUAAAUGUGUUUGAUCUUUUUAGACUUGUAUGUGCAUAUCUGGGAACUGUUCAUACACUGUGAAAACAAUGUAAGCUUAUAAUGACUUCUAAUUGUGGAUAUUGUAUUUCAGAAACUGAUUAAAAUGUCUGUAUUUAUACAUAUAAACAAGGAGUGUGUGAUUUAGCUUUUGUUUGCAACAAUUGCUAUAAACAUAUUUUCAGAAUUUUCUUGUGCGUAAAAAGUAGUUGUUUAAGUUUGCAUAUUUCCACCCAAUUUUACCUCGCUUUCACUCUGUAGCAUUAAAGGCCCAUUUUUUUGUAUGUCUUGUUUUUGUUUUUUUAUUUCUCUGUUGUAUAGAGUUGUAAAAAAAAAAUGUGGCCCAAUAAAUAAAAAUGAAAUGCUUUCUUACCAUUUGCUUUACUAAGAAGCUGCAUUGCCAAUCACCGAUGAGAUCCAGUUUGGGAGGACACGUUUUUCUUUACAAGUAAUUCAAUAUAAUUUUAAAUAUUCCUCCCUUUGUGCAAUUUCUUUUGCAUGUAAAGACAAUUAUUUUCUUGGGUUUUGAAAAAAAAUAAUCAGAUGAUGUGUCAAUAAACAAUUAAGUCACUUUUA
Molecule: messenger RNA, 10936 nt
Organism: Xenopus laevis (African clawed frog)
Lineage: Eukaryota; Metazoa; Chordata; Amphibia; Anura; Pipidae
Gene: lcor.L
Product: ligand dependent nuclear receptor corepressor L homeolog
Exons: 7
Coding region: 193-5277 (1694 amino acids)
Biological process (GO): regulation of transcription by RNA polymerase II
Cellular component (GO): nucleus
Molecular function (GO): DNA binding
Source: RefSeq, a predicted model, not a curated record